Molecule: messenger RNA, 702 nt
Organism: Monosiga brevicollis MX1
Lineage: Eukaryota; Choanoflagellata; Craspedida; Salpingoecidae
Exons: 4
Coding region: 38-424 (128 amino acids)
Cellular component (GO): cell cortex
Molecular function (GO): actin monomer binding
Source: RefSeq, a predicted model, not a curated record
ACCAGCUUCAACUCCCUCCCGACGUCAACCUUCCAUCAUGUCUUGGCAAACGUACAUUGAUCAGAGCCUCCUUGGCUCGGGCCACGUCUCCAAGGCUGCCAUUCACGGCCACGACGGCAACCCCUGGGCCACCUCGGCUGGCUUCAACGUCACUCAGGAAGAGGCUGUGGCAGCGUUCCGCGGCAUUGCUGACCCUGGACCUCUGACCAUGUCGGGCAUCAAGCUUGGUGGCCAGAAGUACAUGUUCCUCCGCAACAACGACGGCCGUUCCGUCUAUGGCCGCAAGGGUGGUGAUGCCGGCUGUGUUGUUGUCAAGACUGGCAAGGCCAUUGUCAUUGGUAUCUACGAGGGUGGUCUCCAGGCUGGUGCCUGCGCCAACGUUGUGGAGUCGCUCGGUGACUACCUCAUCAACGCCGGCUUUUAAAUUUGAUUGACCUCUCAUCCCACCUUGCCCCUAUCCCCUUUGAUUGUGUUUUUACCUCGCGUUGCCCAGUGCUUCCAUCCCCUUUUUGAAAAUUUCCAAAGAAACUUGCUUCUUCUUUUCUGUCAGUCAUACCUUUGCCGAUAUCAGUCCACUGCUUCUGUUGGGUCAGCCCUGCUUUUCCUAGCUGCCAGUGCUGAAUGCCAUUUUUUAGCUGGUUGUUCCGGUUGAGUCAGGUUGCGACAGUUUGAUUUCCAAGAAUUCGAAACCGAUGUAUUUUU